AUGCGGGAGGCCCAGAAUCGAAACAGCUCGCCCUUUCCUUCGCCCACGGAGACUGUGUCGCCCAUCGCUGUGCCCCAUCCGCACCAGCUGCAGCCGCCCUUGUCAUCGUCGUUGUAUAGCGGUCCCCAUAGCCAUGACCUGUCAGGGACCAAACGGCUGGAUGGGAUAGUAUCGGAGAAGGAUGGUGUCGUGCAGUCAGGCCAAGUACCUCGUUUGUCGCGUGGAGACUCUGCAGAACAAGUGCUCGGUCUGACUCCCAUCACCGAAGACGCCCGUUCAGGGACAGAACGAAAGGAUGACCAGGGACGGAGCUCGCAGACCCUCCAGGAGUUGCGGAGGCAGAUGGAGGAGCUGUUGGUGUACCAGCAAAUGCAGCAGAAUCAGCACCUCCCGGCGCAGCCUGAGCCCAUGCCCGAUCAGUCGGCGGACAAAAGACGGCGUCUAUCAAAUGGUUCAGUCGCUUUUCGAACCCCGCCGGCGAUUACUUCUGAUUCAACUGGCUCGGGGGGUACGAUCAAACUAGCGGACUCUGCCAAUUCCACCGGUCCUGGUGGACAACCAGUCUCUUAUCCUUUCCCACGAGUGCAGGCUCACGCAACCCCUGAGCCCCCUACACGCCCGAGUCAAUUUAGAUUGAAACUUCCAUCCGAGAAGUUGAAGUCCUCUGUGUCUCUGCCCGAGUCCGGGGACGAGCGUCCCGCCGCUGCAAUGAAGCACCCCGAUCUGCAACCGAUAUUUCUGCCGCCCCAGUACAAGAACGUUUCCGAUGACGCAGCCGGUUUCAGUCCCAAUCUCUAUGAUCUGACCUUGAAACUGAAUGCGAAUCCGGGACUAGAAGCGUGGUGGUCCAAUCUAAUAGAAAUUUUGCAGAGCAGCUAUGGCGCCGAGCGUGUGUCACUAGCAGUUCCGGGAGAUGCAACAGAUCUGGAGAAUGUGCCAUGGGGUCAAAAGGCGCUUUUCAACCAGAAUCGUCCUUCCAUGCAAAAUAUCCAGGCUCGUCCUUCAGGGAAUAGUGCGUCAUCGGACGUGCAAGUCACACCCAAGAAUAAUGAUACAACGGGGCAGAAGAAACGGGACACCAGGUCUGGUUCGCAGACCAAAGCGUUCGGACCAGCUUCUGCUACCCCUCGGCCAUCUCUAUUGUCGCGUCACUCCUUCGCAGGUUUCGAUAGAGAUAAGCCACAGGCCUCGGUACCUGAGCUCGGACCGCCUAAGAAUUGGUCAAAGGCCAAUACGGCCAGACCGGAGAAGAAAGAGGCUCAUGAUUCUCUUGCUUCUAGUCCACCUGCAGGAACAGCAUCUCUAUCUAAUCAAAAUCUAAUGGCAAAAGCAGAACCGCACGUUACGUUCAACAACUCCAACCCACGUCAAGCUGUUUUCCCAGUUGCCAGACCGUUGGAGGUUGAGCCAGAUCCUCUAAUCAAGCGAGCGGGUGUCGUGAAACUCUUCGGUCGCGCCCGUCCUGCUAUCCUCACUCGCCAGUAUUCCGAAGAUUACCUGUCACAUCGUCGACGUCAUGGAAGCCCUCAGGAGCAUGUCCAGCUCACACCCAAUGCUGGGAAUCCAGAUGAGAUUCCGGGGCAUGCUGCGGUGGCAGCUACUGACCGACAAAAACAUGCUUCAACCUUGAACGUCACUGCUUCGCAGCCGUAUGACGAGUACGAGCAAGCUCCACAAUCCCCAUGGUCUCAAUCUCCUGCCCCGUCACCAGCUCCUCGUACAAACCCGGAUCAGAAUCCCUUUUUCAACAGCCAUACUGUCGACGAGGGGGCUUUCUCAAAGAACCCACCUACCCAUGAUUACUCUAAUACCCUUCCGUUGGAGGCCAUCGGCGUCGAUGAAGCGAGGACUGUGAUUCAUAUUCCACUUCUUCAUGGCGAUCGUUCCAGCCAUGACUCUCCAUUGACGUUAAGAUUUCCGGUUGCCGUCAUAUCGCUCUUGACGCCGAUUGUUCCCUACCCGCCCAAUCUCCGGCGGUCCCUGGAGUACCUCAUGCCACACUUGACGACUUCAUUUUGUUUGGCCCAACAGUACAGUCAGCUCGAACGCCAGAUGGCCUCGAGAGCAGAUACCUCCCGGUAUGGACAUCUGUUGGGUCUUGGUGGGACCUUCUCCGAUGCUAGCAGUGAGCUGGAGCUUGUGGCAGGUCUGAGCGGGCACGUCACCCAUUCUGUCGCCAGCGACACCCCCUCUCCGCUCGUCCCUACCAUAUCCACCUUCGGAACUCCAGGGGUUGAAUUCGGUCAACUUGGCUUCGGGUCAGCGGGCCCCUCCAUCGAUUCUCCCGGGGUGGCCUCGCGAGCUGGCGGUGAAGCUGGAGACAGUUAUUUCAAUGUGCCACAAGCACGGGGCUCUCGCGAAAACAUCUCACAUCAUCGGCGCCAGCUGUCAAAGUCAAAGAUAAACCUCGUGUCAUCGACGCCCACGUCUCCCGGUCCCGGCAAGCUGCUUGGGAAACUGUAUUCCGGCGAUGAGAGUAAUCUACAGGAUCCAACUCUUGUUAUGGCAUCAUCAUUGGACGAAAUCAAACAAUUACCUGUGGUUUCUCCGAAUCAACAGUCAUCACGCCAAGCAUCGACGAACUCCUUGUACGCCCAGCUGCAGCGGGAGCUGUCCCGUCCAUUUUCUGACACCAUCGCCCAACUGAUGCUCAAUUCCAUUCCUCUUCAUCUCUUUCUAGCUAGGCCACAUACCGGCGAGGUGAUUUGGACGAAUGCCAAGUUUGACGCUUACCGGAGAAGUCAACCUCAGGAGCAGAAGUUGAGAGACCCUUGGCAGAACAUUCAUAGCAGUGAGCGGGUCCAUGUCUCCAAUGAAUGGGCCAAUGCUUUGCGGACAGGCUCGCAGUUUACCGAACGAGUGCGCGUUAGGCGGUUUAAUGAUGAAUCGGCAUACCGUUGGUUUAUUUUCAGGGCAAACCCACUGCUAUCAUCAACUGGCGAGGUGCUUUAUUGGAUCGGCUCUUUCCUCGACAUCCACGAACAGCACAUUGCGGAAUUGAAGGCGAUAGAAGAGAAAGAAAAAUUUGCCAUCGAUGCAAAGUACCGUGCAUUCUCGAAUUCAAUCCCGCAGGUCGUCUUUGAAGCGACUGAAAAUCGCGGGCUGAUAUUCGUUAACGAGCAGUGGAACCUGUAUACAGGUCAAAGUUUGGAAGAAGCCUUGGGUCUGGGAUUCGUCACACAUGUCCAUCCUGACGACCUCGAAAAGUGCGGUGGACUGUCUUUCAAGGCGAACCAGGAUCAACUCGGAUCGGCCAAUUUCGCGGAGUCGAUUAAGCCCACUCUCGACAGUGCGCGAUUGGCACCGUCUGUGGAUGGUGGAGGCGUCGCAUCUGCGCUUAAUGAUCUUGUGGAACGCGGCGUCGCUUCCUUGCAGAAAGACGAAAGCGGCCGUGUCUUCUAUUCUACAGAGAUCCGUCUUCGUUCGAGAGGAGGCGACUUCAGAUGGCACCUAGUCCGUCUGGUACGGGUUGAAACCAGCAGCUUCGGAAGCGAAGAAGCCUCCUGGUACGGCACAUGCACUGACAUUAAUGACCGAAAGAACCUUGAGCGUGAACUCAACAAGACCAUGCGUCAGUUGAACAGUCAAAUGGAGUCCAAGACCAAAUUCUUCAGUAAUAUGUCGCACGAGAUUCGGACACCGCUUAAUGGAAUUCUUGGCACCAUUCCAUUCAUUCUCGACACACAGCUCGACAGUGAUCAGAGGCGAAUGCUAGACACAAUUCAAAACAGCUCCACGAAUCUCCGUGAAUUGGUUGAUAACAUCUUGGACGUCUCUCGGGUCGAAGCAGGCAAAAUGACCAUGGUCAAUUCUUGGUUCCACGUUCGGUCCAUGAUCGAGGAUGUGAUUGACACCAUUGGUUCGCGUGCUAUCGACAAAUGCCUUGAACUAAACUAUUUGAUGAGCCCUGACGUACCAUCAAUGGUGAUUGGGGAUCGGUUCCGAAUCCGCCAGGUGCUGAUCAAUCUUGUCGGUAAUGCAGUCAAAUUCACCUCCCAGGGCGAAAUCCAUAUUUGCUGCAGCCUCCAUCGUGAACCCUCUGCGAAUGUCAAAGACACGGAAGUCUUUUUAGGCUUUGAUGUCGUGGACACGGGGACAGGCUUCAGCUCUGAGGAUGCGGAGCGCCUCAUGCAGCAAUUCAGCCAGCUGGGAGAAAAAGGAUCACAGCAGCAUGCAGGCAGUGGUCUUGGGUUGUUUCUAUCCAAGCAGCUUGUCGAGAUGCACGGUGGCAAACUCAUACCCAGCAGCAAAGAGGGCCAAGGGGCGAAAUUUUCCUUCCAUGUCAAAGUUGAUGCCCCCUCUCCUCCGUCACCUGCUGAGCAUCCCCCGCUACUCCGUCAAGGAUCAUCCGCAUCCAGCAGAAGAAGACCCAGGCUGUCUCGACCAACUUCUUAUCAGGCGGCCCGGCUACCACGUCGAGCCUCUGAUGCCAAAUCUCCGGACGCAGCCGAUCCAUUGCCUGGACCAGACUCUACAACUGUCGAUGGGACCCUGUCAGCUGAGAAUCUUUACCCACACUCUGCCACAUCAUCUGCUCUUCCGACCCCUGAUAUUAGAACUGUGAACAUGUUAUCUGGCUUCGGGCAGUCAGGUGCUACGUCUAAUCCACCAACCGUCGACCAUGAGACGCAAACGAGUAUAAGCGCAGCACCUAGUUCCGCAGCAUUAGAGCCCCCAAUCCGUUUGACUCCUCCGCCAUCGAGUACGUCUGUGCCCUCGGGCAAGCCUUCACCGGACCUCCCCUCUGUUGUUCCGAUUGAAGGCCCCUUGUCGAUUCUCAUCGUGUGUCCGCUGGACAACACCCGCCAAGCCACCAGGCAGCAUAUUGAGCAGGUUGUCCCACAAGAGAUUGAUUUCACGAUUACAACACUGCACGAUAUUGAUGAGUGGAAAGAUAUGAUGCGGCCAGGUUUCAACUCGAAAUGCACGCAUCUGGUCCUCAACUUACCCGCCGCGGAUGACCUUUUGGAUGUCAUACAAUACGUGUCAGAGAUUGAGCCGAACUCUGCUCCUGUAGUGGUCAUUAUUUCCGACUUGUACCAGAAACGCCAAAUCAGCACACGGGUGAAGGAGCUGGCAGCGACAGGGAAACAGGUGUUCAUUGUGCCCAAGCCUGUCAAGCCGUUCUCUUUCUCAACCAUCUUCGACCCCAGUAGCAAGCGCGAACUGAGCAAGGACCGCAAUCAGGACAUGGCGCGUGAGAUUAACAACAAUUUCAAAUCCAUGUCCAAAUUGGUCAAAGAGGUGCUUGGUAACAAAGGCUACCGCAUAUUGCUUGUGGAAGAUGACGAGACCAAUCGUGAUGUCAUGCUCAAAUACCUGGACAAAGUCAAGCUAAUGUCUGAGACCGCAUGCAAUGGGCAGGAGUGCACAAACAUGGUCUUGUCCAAGGAGCCUGGGUACUAUUCUCUGAUCAUCUGUGACAUCCAAAUGCCGAUCAAGAACGGAUACGAUACGUGCCGGGAUAUUCGUGCAUGGGAACAGAAGAACCAUUAUCCUCAGAUCCCGAUCAUGGCCCUCUCUGCCAAUGCAAUGAACGAUCAGAUCGAAGACGCGGCUCGCGCUGGCUUCAAUGACUAUGUCACGAAGCCUAUCAAGCACAACGAGUUGGGCAAGUUGAUGAUCGGGCUUCUGGAUCCCGCGCGACCUCUUCUGCUACUUCGGGAUCGCCUCCAUUCGCACAACGUGGAAGCUCAACCCACUCGGCGGUGA
Penicillium lagena is the source of this 5712-nucleotide messenger RNA. RefSeq names its product putative sensor histidine kinase/response regulator (gene pkhB). The coding region runs from base 1 to 5712 and encodes 1903 amino acids. The record is from RefSeq and is a predicted model, not a curated record. Lineage: Eukaryota; Fungi; Ascomycota; Eurotiomycetes; Eurotiales; Aspergillaceae. Gene Ontology annotation, molecular function: phosphorelay sensor kinase activity; histidine phosphotransfer kinase activity. The transcript is spliced from 4 exons. Gene Ontology annotation, biological process: protein autophosphorylation; phosphorelay signal transduction system.